This is a messenger RNA of Hirundo rustica (Barn swallow), 6129 nucleotides long. RefSeq names its product RALBP1 associated Eps domain containing 2 (gene REPS2). Lineage: Eukaryota; Metazoa; Chordata; Aves; Passeriformes; Hirundinidae. Gene Ontology annotation, biological process: endosomal transport; endocytosis. The transcript has 12 exons. Gene Ontology annotation, molecular function: protein binding; calcium ion binding. The record is from RefSeq and is a predicted model, not a curated record. Gene Ontology annotation, cellular component: cytoplasm; plasma membrane. Bases 1 to 1110 code for a protein of 369 amino acids.
AUGAGGCAUGCUUUCCCAACAGGUUCCGUAGCAAAGAAUUUCUUCACAAAAUCAAAGCUGCCCAUCCUGGAACUUUCUCACAUCUGGGAGCUGAGUGACGUGGAUUGCGAUGGGGCACUGACACUCGCGGAGUUCUGUGCCGCUUUCCACCUUGUGGUUGCGAGGAAGAAUGGUUACCAGCUGCCUGAGACGCUGCCAGAGACACUGCUGCCCGAGUACCUUCAAGCAGCUUGUUUGAAGCCCAUGCGUGACUGUGCACUAUUUGAUUCUUACUCUGAGCCAUUGCCAAGCAGUCAGCAGAGUCGGGACUUGAGUCGGACAGAGAAGUCAUCAGCUGAAGAGGUACCUGAUAACUCUGCCCUGUUACAAGAUGGGAAGAAAGAUGACAAACAAGCUCUUAAAGUAAGCACUGCUCUCAAAACUAUACCAAAGGAAUUUCAGCACUUGACUGUGAAAGCAGUUGCUCAAGAACAUAAUGCACUCAGAGCCAGACCACGAUCCAGGUCUUAUUCUAGCACAUCAAUAGAAGAUGCCAUGAAAAAGGGAGAAGAGCCUCCUACUCCACCUCCAAGGCCACAAAAAUCACAUUCCAGAGCUUCCUCUUUGGAUCUGAACAAAAUAUUUCAGCAAAACACACAAGCUGUCAGGUCUGGCUGGCUGCCCCCACCACCACCUGCACUUCCCCCUCGGCCUUCUGUAUCUCAGACAGAGCAACCAUCUGAGGUUGAAUUACAUCCUCAGAUGAACAGACCCCCAUCGCAGGCAGAAGAAAACAGUUCAGCAAAAAAGGAGGUUGCUCUUGCUCAACCACCCUCCAAGCCUGCCCGCAGGAAGCUCCGGACAGAGGCACAAGGGCUGGAGACCCCCGAGCUUUCUCCCACGAUAAAUGUGACUUCUUCCCUGCCAGCAGCCAAGCCUCACCUCCCAGUCCAAAAACAGUCUUCCAAGCAGAAAAGGACUAUUCAGACUGCUAUACGAAAAAACAAAGAAGCCAAUGCUGUGCUCGCCAGGUUGAACAGUGAGCUCCAGCAGCAGCUGAAGGAGGUCCACAAGGAACGCAUUGCCCUGGAAACGCAGCUGGAGCAGCUACGUCCCGUCACCGUCUUGUGACUUCCUGCUCAUGCAGGAGCAGAGCAGUGUCCAGCAGUCUCACAAGGAGAGGAGUUCUGUGCAGCUGAGCAGGGUCUCUGCCAAGGCAGGGGGGAGGACUGGCCUUGCUGGGUCUCUCUUCACCCCAUUACGCACAUUUUGCCUUUGCAGGUGAGGAAGGUACAGAAAAUGAAUACCUGACUAUGGAAUAUUUCUGAGUGGGGGAUGCUUUGCCUUCUUUCUUCCCCCUUCCCAGCCCAAUGUGUGAAUGCAGUUUAUCAAUUAAAUGAAUAACCUGAGAGUAUUUUAUUGAUGUAAAGAAUUCCUGAUUUAUAUGGAUUUUGGCAGCACCUCCUGCCCCGAUCAUUAAGAGUACAGCAUUCCUGAAUUCUUGCUUAAAUUGAAAACUCAUCCUCUGAGAUGUGCUUCUGGAUGUUACUGAUUGCUGUAGGAUUGUAUCACUGUAGAGUACCUGUGGAUUUAACAUACCAUAGGAAUACAACUUGCAAGAUGUACAGAAUCUUUAUCCUCAAUCACAUGUCAAAUAAUUAUUUUCUUAGUACUGUUUAUUAUACAAUCACGGAUGUAUUUUAAUGUUAGAGAACUUGUAUUUUAUUAGUUCAAGUCAUGUAAGAGAACAGUAAAAAAUACUAAAAUAUAAUUAUUUUGGAAAUUAACAAAAAGAAAUCUUUUUGAGCCAGAGCUGUUGUUUCUAAUCACCAGUAUUUGGGCACUUGCUUGCAACUACCAGUAUCUCUCCAUUGUUUUAGCAUGAUUGAGGUGGCUGGUAUAUAUAUAUAUAUUUUUUUUUCUUUAACCAACAGUGUAUUUCUAACAAGAGAUUAAAAAUGCAUUCAGGGCAUUUUUAUAAGAGCUAUUCUAUGUACAUUUAUAUUAGUCUGCUUUGUUGUCUUAAUAGCUGCUGACUUGUUUUAAGGAUGUGUACAAGAACAGUACUUCCAGAAGAGAGGAGAUAGCAGAAGUGCUAUGUAUGAGGCUAUAAAAUGUGAGAUGGAAGUAAUUGCCUUUUACAGCAGGCUUUUGUUAAGGUUCCUUUGCACGUCAGUGGAGAUGCUACUGAUAGGAGAAAGCUGCUAAUGCCCACCUAUUUUCUAAACCAAGAAGCAAAGAUUUAUCUUUAACCUGCAUUUGAUCCAGGGCCAGCUGAAUCCUGUAGGGAAUUUUCCAUGGCUGCAGUGGUUGGUGGCUUUGGUCUCAGUUUUUUACAGUGGAAGCUGGCUAAUGAAUGUUGCCAUAUUUCUUGUGGCAAUACUCUUGAACUAGGUGACUUCAGACAUAAUAAUGUCAGCCCUGCUCCCACCGUGGGUGUGCUUUACUGAAAGGGGACGUCACCUACCUGUUGGUGACCUUCAACAUGACCCUGCACGUGUCUCACCGACCGGACUGAAGUGUUUGUGGUCACCUUGCAGAAACGGUGCAGCAUUUCCAUCACCCUCCUGGGUGUGAUGCCUGCUCCCUGUAGCAGUAGGAUUGCCCUGGGGCUGAGAGGAAGGAGAAGCAGGUUUGAAGAAGCUGGAGAACCUCUUCUUGGGGGUGUGUUAUGGAAUGGCUGCCGUGGCAUAUCACAGAGCACCAGAGCAGCCAAAGGUUUUGUUGGGAGAUAAGAAAGGCAUCACUGGGAGUGUUGAAAGUGGUAAGGAGACAGUUUACUUUUGCUGAAAUGAAUAUGGAAGGAGGACAUGAAUCCAGAAGUCUGCAGGUGAAAAUAAGCAUUGGCAGAAUUGUUACUAAAAGUCUGAUUAGUUGUGAUUCAGCUAAAGAUCACUGUGUCAACAAGCAACAGCUGUUCUUCUGGAUUUGGGACUUCUCUCAUGUGGCUGUUGCAUAGCUGAGGUCAGAUGGUCAUUCCUGGUCAGUGACAAAAUGCAAGGAAUGCAGGAUUUUCUGGGAAUCUGCAGAAGAGCCACUACCCUCUUGCUAAUAGUGGUAUUGCUGAGAAUUUAUCAUCAUUUAUUUAAUUUGUUCAUAAUACAACUGAGUCAUUCGUGAGAUUUAAUGAGGUUAAGUGCUUGCCCUGUUUGCUUUUUAGUUCAUACAUUGUCAUUUGGUUAAUAAGCCCUUACUGUUUCGUAGGAAAUAAUCAUAUGGCAUACUUGUUUUUUUCUUUUAUGGGUGAUUUUUUAAGGAAAGCUUUUAAAUGAUUACAAAGAAGUGUGUGCAAUGUGUUUUUAAAGAAGUGGAGGACUUUUUCAUGUUUGAUGGAGCUUCCUUUGAAAUAAUCUCCCAUUUAUUUCACCUGAGUUAGUCAUGGAAUAAACACUGUUCAAGGGAAGAGUGGAAGAGUCGGCUUUAUACUGUCUUUUUCAAAAGUCUGCCUUCUAAAAUCCAGGAGUUUUUUCAUUCACUGGAAAUUAUGAUACUUGCUUAGCCAACAAUGAAAUACUUGCUUGGCUAUUACUUUACCACUGGCUUAAUAAAAGUAUUUCAUAAUCCCUGAUAUUUAGCGUUGCAAUCAAAUACCCCACUUAGCUUCAAUGACUAGAAUGUGAGUUGAUUUCUAUUCUUUUUGGUGAAAUGUCAGUCAUGAUAACGAUAUACUGCUUCAUACAUGGGUAAAGUGAAAUAUUCAAGGAGAGGUGUCAAUGGUGUCAAACAUAUGGUGCAGGAGGUUACUCUUCUGUAUGUCUCAAUGGUUAAGCAUUUAUGAUAGCCCACACAGAAUGAAAAAAUGUGUCUGUUCUUGGGAAGCUGUUAGCAUUUUGAGGAGAGAAGGAAUCGUGAAGCUAUGACAGUGCUUCUGGUAAUUGCUCGAUGCAGCCAUGCUCAUGGCUACAGUUAACAGGCCCUGACUGGUCCAAAUUCACAUCUAAAUCCAGUAUUACAGAUUUUCUUCAAAAUACUUUUUCUUUGGAAAAAAAUGUGGGUGGAGCAAGGCCAUAAUUUCUUGCAGAAACCUUUACUUUCUCAGACUUUGGAUGGGAGAUGCUCCUAGGUCCAAAACCAUUUGGUCAGAAAGGGAGACCUCACAGGCUUAGUGUUCAGGGUACUUUCUUGGGCUACAGGUGAGUGAGCAGCUUUAAACCCCAACAUCCCUGACCCAGAACAGCAAGUGAGGUCUGCCUGCCCCAGCUGCCAGCCUGAUGAAGGAGCGGGAUCACAUUCCCAUGCACGAGCUCUCACUGUUCUCAGUUUGUGGUUUCUGUAGAUACUUGGGCAGAGCACAGCAUGCCCGUCAAGAGAGGGUAAGUGGCAACAGGAGCAUGGCAUCCUUGCAUCUGAGAGGAAGUGCUGACCACGAGCCUGGUUCCCCUUUUCAAGUCUUCAGUGGGCAAAUAAGUAUUUUUGUCUACACAAUAGGGCUAGGCAGAGCAGAUAAGGAUCUUCCUCAGUGUGUGUGUAAGAGUGCACUCAUGUGUCUUCCUUUUGUUCAUGCAUUUCUUUAUGGGUCUGUUAAGAUUCAUAUCACCUGAUACCUAUAUUUGUUUCAAUCUAUGGUAAUUCCAUGGUAAAAAAAGAAAAAUGCCCAGCUAAGUGUAGUGACUGAUUGCCUUUGUAGAUAAGCCAUUUCUAUUUGAGCCUUUCAAAAUAAAUAAUGACCUGGUAAUUAAGCAAGGCAAGCAGUUUCCAUUUCUGAGGCAUUCCUUUAUUAAAUAAACUACCUGUGAACACACAUUAAUCCUUAAGGAUCAAUGUCCUUCUAGUUAUUAAUAUUAUACUAGGCUGCAGUGGAAACAUUACCAACUCUUUCCAGAAAGUCUUCAGUUUGCUCUUCCAGAGAGUUUUGGUGAUGUAACAAAAGCGUGUUUAGUCAAGGCAGCCUUGUUACUGGUAAAUGUUGGAUAUCCUGUUAAAGCGAAAAUAUCAUCAGACUGCAUGGCAGUAGUUUUCCUGCUGGAAAUUCUGUAUUCACAUCAGGGAGAUGAAUUAGUUUGGAUAUCAUGCAGGUAGUUCCAGCUUGACAGAUAAUCAGAAGGCCUGGAGCACCUCUCCUAUGAAGACAGGCUGAGUUCAGGUUGUUCAGCCUGGAGAAGAAAAGGCUCUGGGGAGACCUUAUAACACCUUUCAGUACCUAAAGGGCCUGCAAGAGAUCUGGAGAGAGACUUUUUAUAAGAGCAUGCCGUGAUAGGACCAGGGGGAAUGGCUUCAGACUGAAAGAGGGCAGGUUUGGGUUAGAUAAAAGGAAGAAACUCUUUACUGUGAAGGUGGUGACACACUGGAAGUGGUUGCCAGAGAAAUUGUGGCUGCCCCAUCCCUUGAAGGGCCAGGUUGGAUGGGGCUCUGAGUAACCUGAAUAGUGAUGGGUGUCCCUGUCCACAGCAGGGGGUUAGAAAAAGAUGAGUCUCAUGGUCCCUUCCAAUCCAAACCAGUCUCUGAUUCUACAGCACUGCCAAGGCUAACCAGCGUAGGGUGAUGAGACUGUGCAUGGUAAAACAACCAUAAAGGGAUAGUUGGGGUUUGGAAACCUUCACAGGAAGCAUUUAGGAUGGGCAUAAGGUGAAAAUUGGCUGUUGGUGAUGCAUAGGUUGCUUUCCUCCCAGCUGAGCUUCCAAAACAGGAGGAAGAGAUCCUGUAAAAGUUGCUAGCUGGGAAAUGAGGGAUGUCCAUUUUCCAGUACCUUCAGUCUUUCAGUCUUCAGCAUACACAGUCCUUGACAAGAAAAUAAAUGGGUUCAUGAAGCCACAUAUUUUAUUGACUAAAGAGUAAAAUAUUUUUCUUCAGGAAAAAAAUUAAGUCUUAGUGAUUUAGUAUCUUUGAAAAGAGAUGAUGUAUUUUGAAGCUUUUUUCAGCUAUCUUGAUAUGUACUGUGAACAUAUGCAUUACGUUUUACUCUGUUACUGAUUUUUUGAUAUAAAAAAGUUGUAUUGCAAGCAUUAUGGUUGUUAAUCUAAAAAAAUACCCCAAGGCUAUUAUAUAUUUGAAUUUUAACUUAUAAAUUAGAUAGCCAGAUUUAAGUAAUUUGUUUUCACAGCUGCAGACUGUCCCUGUGGUAAGCUGCAAAAUGUAUAGUGUUCUAUACUAUGCCCAUCUACGUUUGGAAAAUGUACGUGAUAUGAAGAUGGGUGCUACAUUCAAAUAAAA